AUGGCAUGGGCACAGGGGGAUCUGACAUCCUCGCUCUCCGUCGUCAUAACCUUGGCUGCCUGCCUCUCGGCCACCACCAGCGAAGUGAACUUGCUAGACACGUCAACAAUCCUGGGAGACUGGGGCUGGAUGACUUACCCCUCACACGGGUGGGAUUCAGUCAAUGAAAUGGAUGAGUUUUUCAGCCCCAUCCACACCUACCAGGUCUGUAACGUCAUGACCCCCAACCAGAACAACUGGCUCCGGACCAACUGGGUGCAGCGGGACGGAGCACGGCGGGUGUAUGCAGAGAUCAAGUUCACGCUGAGGGACUGUAACAGCAUGCCAGGUGUGCUGGGCACCUGCAAGGAGACCUUCAACCUCUACUACAUGGAGUCUGACCGGGACCUGGGCACCAGCACCCGGGAGAGCCAGUUCCUGAAGAUCGACACGAUUGCAGCAGAUGAGAGCUUCACCAACGUGGACCUGGGCGUGCGGCGCCUGAAGCUGAACACAGAGGUGCGGGGCGUGGGGCCGCUGAGCAAGAGGGGCUUCUACCUGGCCUUCCAGGACAUAGGUGCCUGCAUUGCCAUCGUCUCGGUGCGUGUGUACUACAAGAAGUGCCCGGCUACUGUGAGGAACUUGGCGUCCUUCUCCGAGGCUGUGACCGGGGCAGACUCGUCCUCCUUGGUGGAGGUGCGGGGAGAGUGCGUGGGCCAUUCCGAGGAGAGGGACACCCCCAAAAUGUACUGCAGUGCUGAGGGAGAGUGGCUGGUGCCCAUCGGGAAGUGUGUGUGCAGUGCUGGCUAUGAAGAGCAGCGGGAUUCCUGCAUGGCCUGCCAGCUGGGAUUUUACAAAUCAGCCCCUGGGGACCAGCUGUGUGCCAAAUGUCCCCUUCACAGCCACUCGGAGAGCCGGGCAGCUCGUGUGUGCCACUGUGACAGCAGCUUCUACCGCGCCAUGCAGGACCCCCCCUCAGCUGCCUGCACACGGCCCCCCUCUGCUCCCGUGAACCUGAUCUCCAGUGUGAAUGGCACCUCUGUGACCCUGGAGUGGGGCCCACCCCUGGACAAGGGCGGCCGCGCGGACAUCGUGUACAACGUGCGGUGCCAGCGCUGCGCGGGGGCCACGGGGCCGUGCGAGGCCUGUGGCAGCGGCAUCCGCUUCGUGCCGCAGCAGAUGAGCCUGGUGCAGGGAGCGCUGACCGUCACCAACCUGCUGGCACACACCAACUACUCCUUCUGGGUGGAGGCCGUCAAUGGCGUCUCUGACCUCAGCCUGGAGUCCAGGAGAGCCGCGGUGGCCAACAUCACGACAAACCAGGCAGCCCCGUCACAGGUGGUGGUGGUGCAUCAGGAGAGCACAGGCCAGAACAGUGUCACCUUGCUGUGGCAAGAGCCAGAUCAGCCCAACGGCAUCAUCCUGGAGUACGAGAUCAAGUACUAUGAGAAGGACAAGGAAAUGCAGAGCUACUCAACUCUGAAAUCCAAGAGCACUACUGCCACCAUCUCUGGGCUCAAGCCUGCAACCCGCUACAUAUUCCAGGUGCGGGCUCGCACCUCUGCUGGCUGUGGGAGGUUCAGUCAGACUGUGGAGGUGGAAACGGGGAAGCCAGCGUCUCUCCGGUACGACACAAUGACGAUUGUCUGGAUCUGCCUGACACUCAUCACUGGUCUUGUCACCUUGCUGGUGGUUCUGAUCUGCAAAAAGAGGCACUGUGGGUACAGCAAGGCUUUCCAGGACUCUGAUGAGGAGAAGAUGCAUUAUCAGAAUGGGCAAGUGAAGUUCCCCGAGUCCAAGUUCUAUGUGGACCCCCACACAUAUGAGGACCCCUGCCAAGCUGUGCAUGAGUUCACCCAUGAAAUAGAGGCCUCCCGGAUCAAGAUUGAGAAGGUCAUCGGGUCUGGGGAGUCUGGAGAGGUGUGCUAUGGCCGCCUGAAGCUGCCAGGGAAGAGGGAGAUUCCCGUGGCCAUCAAAGCAUUGAAGGCAGGCUACACAGAGAAGCAGAGGCGGGACUUCCUUAGUGAGGCCAGCAUCAUGGCACAGUUCGACCACCCCAACGUCAUCCACCUGGAGGGGGUGGUCACCACGAGCAAAUUGGUAAUGAUUGUUACUGAAUACAUGGAGAAUGGCUCUCUAGACACCUUCCUCAGAAAACAUGAUGGGCAAUUCACCAUCAUCCAGCUGGUGGGGAUGCUGCGGGGCAUUGGGGCAGGCAUGAGGUACCUGUCUGACCUGGGCUAUGUGCACCGGGACCUGGCCGCCCGCAACAUCCUGGUCAACAGCAACCUGGUGUGCAAGGUGUCUGACUUCGGCCUCUCCCGCUUCCUGGAGGACGACCCCGAUGCUGCGUACACCACCACGGGUGGGAAGAUCCCGAUCCGCUGGACAGCUCCUGAGGCCAUCGCAUACCGCAAGUUCUCCUCAGCCAGCGACGUGUGGAGCUAUGGAAUCGUCAUGUGGGAGGUGCUGGCCUACGGCGAGCGGCCCUACUGGAACAUGACCAACCGGGACGUCAUUACCUCUGUGGAGGAAGGCUACCGCCUGCCUGCCCCCAUGGGCUGCCCCAGCCCCCUGCACCAGCUGAUGCUGGACUGCUGGCAGAAGGAGCGCAGCGAGAGGCCUCGCUUCUCCCACAUUGUCGGCAUCCUGGACAAGCUGAUCCGCAACCCUGACAAUCUCAAGUGCACAGGCACCAUCAACAGGUUCACCCAGACACGCUUGGACAGGGGUCUCCUGGACCUGAGCAGCUGCUUGACUGUGGAGGACUGGCUGGACUCCAUCCGCCUGGGGCACUACCGGGACAACUUCGCCAUGGCUGGGUACUCCUCCCUGGGCAUGGUGAUGCACAUGAACAUCGAGGAUGUUCGGAGUCUGGGCAUCACCAUGAUGGGCCACCAGAAGAAGAUCUUGAGCAGCAUCCAGGCCAUGAGAUCCCAGCUGCUGAACACAAAUGGCCCCAGGAGGCAUCUAUGA
Molecule: messenger RNA, 2955 nt
Organism: Serinus canaria (Common canary)
Lineage: Eukaryota; Metazoa; Chordata; Aves; Passeriformes; Fringillidae
Gene: EPHA8
Product: EPH receptor A8
Exons: 17
Coding region: 1-2955 (984 amino acids)
Biological process (GO): protein phosphorylation; cell surface receptor protein tyrosine kinase signaling pathway; axon guidance
Cellular component (GO): neuron projection; plasma membrane
Molecular function (GO): protein binding; transmembrane-ephrin receptor activity; ATP binding
Source: RefSeq, a predicted model, not a curated record